GGGUGUGGUGGUGGUGGUGAUGGAGAGGAAGGGAGAGAGGGAGAGAGGGAGAGGAACAAACGGGACCCUCAAUCAACGGCAGAGUGCUGUGUUUGAUCAGAGAACCAUGGAGCGUUGUGUGAGGAGGAGAGUGUCUCCCGAGCUUACAGUGCCUUGGGCAGAAGCAGGGCGGUCAUCGAUCGACUCCUUAGACGAUUCAUGUCUGCUUCGGAUCUUCGCGCGCUUAACUCCUAUGCCAGAUCGGUUUAAUGCCGGGCGUGUGUGUCGACGAUGGCAAGCUCUAGCCAAUGAUCAGCGAAUGUGGCUCUCUGUAGAGCACUGCUCUUCCGUACCCUCCUACCCAGUUUUUGGCACUCUCGAGGCAGCAGUGGCUGCUGCAAGGCCGGGUGAUACAAUCAUCAUUUCUGCUGGUCAGCCUCAUGAUGUGUCGAAUGUGAGAAUAGAGAAGCCGCUGCGCCUGAUUGGGAAUGGAAAGUCUGCAGACCGUUCUGUACUCUCGUCGCCCCGUGGAUGUGAUAGUGCUCUUGAGUUUCAUGCCAACGCGCAUCUUGUCAAUCUGUCGAUAAAGUCGGAGCUGGGAAGCUGUAUUCUUCAUAAAAAAGGUCGGCUAAUCAUUGAGGCGUGUGCAUUGGAGUGCAUCGAGCAUCCCUUGGAGCACUUGUCGUGUCCAAUUGUGACUGUGCGGGAGGAAUCCAUUCGAAGGCUGGGAUCGCGAAAAGACGCAAUUGUGGUGGUCGAGACCAGGAUUGAGGGGGGGGAGAAAGCUGUAAAAACGAGUGAGGGCCUCAUGCUUCAACAUGUUCGCGCCAUUUGGGGAAGUGCAUCUGUAUUCUGGUUCUCUGUAGUAGCCAAAUGUGUGGGAGGUAACCCACCUGCGUCGGCAGCUGGUGGUCCCACGGAAUGUCUUGCUUGAAGACAGCCAUGAUCCUGCUUCCUGCCAUCGGUCCGUCCUUCCUUACUCCCAGCUUUCUACUCAAAACUUUACGGGCAUGCUGUGGGAAUUUCGGCACGCACGUAUUGCUAUUGGAGUCGAAGCAGACCCGUUGUUUCCUUCGCCUUUAAGCCAAAUAUCUUCCCUACUUUUCUGACAAGAGAGAACACAAGACAACUGCCUAGUUCUGAGCACAGGUCAGUAUCUGCAAAGAAGACGAGGUCACCGAUAGGAGGCUAGGGCUAUGUGUCUGUGCUUCUCUUUCUCCUGGAAGACAUCCAGGAUUUGCAGUGUCAUUCAAAUGUGUCUUUUAUCUCCAGCCUGAGGGGUGAUUUCCCGUUCUCCUUCGACGAUUUCCUGUCCUUAUGUACUUGAUGUGCUUGUGCCCUUUUACUCGGCCAUUUAUGAAUGAACAGAGGCUGGAACCUAGUUGGAUCUCCGUAGUACUGCAUAAGGGCGGCCUGACGCUUCCUUCAAACUGCUAGACCUUAGGUCUAUGCAAUCCAGGUGGAGUUGAGAAAAACACAUUGCUACUCGAAAGUCCAUGGGUGGCAAGAGCUAGAGCUGGUUGAAUGAGGCACACUUCAUGGCUGCGAAGAAAGGCUGGGAAGAAAACUUCCCAAGCGGAUGGGUUCAUUGCUCAAGGCGUAGAGCGAUUAGCAUCUUCGGUAUGACAUGAAGGAAUGACUUUGUGGAUAUCAGGAGCAGCAGUUGCACAGCAUGUGUCUCGGGAAACAUUGUACCUUGUAAUAUUUUACAUCUGAGUAAAAGGUUUGAGCUUUA
Molecule: messenger RNA, 1714 nt
Organism: Chara braunii
Lineage: Eukaryota; Viridiplantae; Streptophyta; Charophyceae; Charales; Characeae
Source: the annotation of a GenBank genome assembly